Molecule: messenger RNA, 1991 nt
Organism: Phlebotomus papatasi
Lineage: Eukaryota; Metazoa; Arthropoda; Insecta; Diptera; Psychodidae
Exons: 4
Coding region: 190-1791 (533 amino acids)
Source: RefSeq, a predicted model, not a curated record
GAAGUCAUCGAGGCACCUUCACUCCCUGCCCAAGUGACUCUCAAGUGGAUUAAUACUUCAGUGAACGAGAGGAUCAUCUCUCAUUUGGAGAUUGAACCCAAAAAAGUGACCCUCUUUUGCUUUCUGCCCAGAAAAAAAAAAGAACCAUAAUCCCACAUUCGCCAAAGGCAAAUAAGCACAUAAACGACGAUGAGGAUUUCAGUGAUUCUCGAGGCUCUUGUGAUCUUGGCUCUUGUGGCUUUUGCAUCAGCGAGAAUUAUUGAAGCAACAGAAAAAGACAAGAGCACUCCAGCUGCCACAAAUCGACAGGAAGAGAUAAUUGUCAGUGACGAUGAUUUUGCGGAAGAACAGGAGCAUUCUGCCGGAGAUGACAUAGCGGCAAAUGAGGUGGAUUCAGCUGCUGAGCAAGUGAUAGCAGCUCCUGAAGCACCAGAGAUUUCAGAUGUCCCACAGGUCCCAGUAAUCGUGGAAGAUGGGGAAAGUCCCGUGCCUGUUAAUAUCGACGAUGUCCACCCAAUCAAUCGCUACUGCACCUGCAAUGCCGAUGAGUGCAACUGCUGCCGAGAAUUCAAAUUGCCUCUUGUGUCCAUCCGGGGUCCUGGAUGUGCGACUGUGCGAUACUUGGAGAGGAAUAAGCUCUCCGUGGCCAUCAAAUACGGAGAUAUUACGUUGACACAGCGAACGAUCUCGGGCAGGAAAGCUACACCAAUUUGCAUGCCCUUGCCUGGAGGCUACUCUCGGUUCUGUGGACGAGUUUAUGGGAUUACCCGUCAGAAGGAGGACUUUAGGGCAUGUUUGGGAUUGGAAUUGAGAGCGCAGGAUGAAGUGGAAGCUGCUUUGAGGGUAUCAUGCUUCAAUUUCGGCCCCAAGGGUUUGACUCUCACGAAUGCUGAGCCAUUGCCUCCGCCUGUGGAUGCUGAAUCUGACGAUGAUGACGAUGAUGAUGACAUCUUGAGUGGAUUAGUUGGCGGAGAUGAUGAUGACGAUGAUACUGGUGGUGGAGACGUUCUGGGAUUAGCUGAUGAUGACGAAGAGCCUGAAGGUGAAGAUGACGAUGAUGAUGAUGAUGACGAUGACUACGAUGAUGAUGAUGCUGAAGAGACUGCCAGCGAUGAUGCGGAUUACUCCGGCUUCAGCCUUCUCAGUGGAGACAUUAUUGACGGGCUCUUCGGUACAGAUGUUGGAACGCGUAAGAAGAAGCCAUCUCCAGCUGAUGCUGUUGACGUCAAUCGGAAAAAGUUGACCAUUGAACAGCCCCAGGCUACGAAGAAAGUGUCAGUGGUGGCGUCCGUGCCGGAGAAGGUGGACAAGACUAAGAAACCCAUCAAAAGUGGCUCAACGAAAGUCGUUAUUCCAAACUCACCAGCCAUUCUCAGUUCAGCCCAACUCACCCAGAAUGAAAUUGAAAGUUCACCAGGAAACAAGGUCGAGGCCAUAGAGACCACCACGAAGAAGAACAAGAAGGAAGAGUCUCUGCUGGAUGUCGUGGGUGCCUUUGUGGGAGGAGAUGAUGAUGAUACAGCUGAGGAGCUUGAUGAGGACGAUGACGAUGAAGAUGAGAAAGAUGACGAUGAGGAAAUUGAAGAGGAAGACGAUGAAGACUCCGACGUAGAUGCCGAAGCUGACGCAGAAGAGGAAGCUGAUGAAGAGUCAGAGGAAGCUGAGGAAGAGGAUGAAAAGAAGAAAGCCACUACAGCCAAAGCCAUUCCCAACAAAAAGACCACCAACAAGAAGAAGAACAAUUUCGGCCUGGGACUCUUGGGACUCGCGAGGUUUUUCAAGCUGAUAUAGAAAGGGCAAGUCCUUGCAAUAGACACUAGGGGAGACUGGGGCAAAAAGUCACAAAUCGAAAAAUUCAAAAUUCAAUAUCUUCCAAGGUAAAAAAGAUAGCGACUCGAAUUUUUUUUCUAUAGAUAGCCUCCAUAGACCUUCUUCAAUGUCGUAAGUUUCUUAGAAUUCGAACUAGGAAUUUAGGAAAUAAAAAAUAUCGA